UUAUAGUGAACGGGCGUAUAUAUCAUACUAAAAAUAAUAAAAGGAGCUUUUUCGGAGUUAAAAAGUGUCCUAAUAGUUCUUCAUCAAUAAUCGUUCAUCAGUUAAUACAAAAAAAAGGUUUUGUGAAUGAAAACAACUUGCUAUUGCUUUGCUCGUGCCAUCACAGUAUUAUUUGAUUAAAUUUACAAUUGAAACUAUUUAAAAUCGAGGACAUUUGCGCAAAAAAAGACAUUUAGAAAGCUGAAAAUGAUAAUCAAAUUAACGGUGUCGUUAGUGUUGAUUUUUGAACUGAUUAACAUUUCAAUAUCUACUAAUGUGCAUCAAUCAGUUCAAACUAAAGGAAAUAAUCAUCAAGUACGAGGACAGCUUAAAAGGAGAUUACUGCCAGAUGUAACAUAUCUUUUAAAAGUUAGUAAUAAUGGAAAUCAACAAAAAUUCCUUCGUUUGAUGAAUAUGAUUGAGGUCGAUGACUCCACAAAAGUCGAUGACACACCUUUCACAAUAAUAAUUCCUCAUUUUGAUGAUACAACUUUAAAAGAGAACAAAACAGCGUUGACCGAAUUCAUUUAUGAACAUGUUAUUCCUGGAGUUCAAGUGAAAACAUUAGAAACCGGAGAUAGUUAUGAAAAUUUAAACAACAAAACCAUAACCAUCAGACACUUAUUCUCGGGAAAAUGGACCGUGAAUGAUGAAAACGUACUUAGAUUCAAUAGUAUGUCGGCAAAAUUAAUCUCAUUUAUUGAAAUUGACGGCAAUUUAACUAACCACAACAGUGAUAUUGAACAACCUAGAAGUCAACAAUAUAAUCAAUACAAUACACCAGAAAAACUUGUUCAACCUCAUGUUAAUAAAUCAGAUUCAUCGACAAGAGAAGCGAAUGCAAAUUACUUGCAUAAAUAUUUGUCCAACAUGGAAUCACGCACAAGAAUUUUUCAACAUUUUCUCUCCAACAGUAAUUUGUCAAAGAUUUUUGAUGAUACAGCAUUUUCUUAUAUCAUUUUCAUUCCAUCUGACAAUGCAUUUCAAAGAUGGCAUCCAAUUGACUGGGGUUUUUAUCCAUUCAGUGUUCCCGAAUUCACAGAAAAGAUUUUAAGCAAUCACAUCGUUGAACAGAAGCAGCCAGUGAAGGUUCAAGAAAAAGAUCAAAAACUGAGAACACUUGGUGGAGAAUAUCUGACUUUUAAGAGUGAACCAAAUCCAUGUGUCAACAAUAUUUCUGUAAUUUCAAAUGCAACACUUCCAAAUGGAAAUCAAAUUUUCAUCAUUUCCGAAGUUCUCUUCAUGUCAGAUUCAAUUGUUUCAAAGCUUCAUCAACAAAAUAAAGACAAAGAGACUCCACCGUUAUUGGCUUUUCCUUGGUUUGGAUCGCAAUUUUUAUCGCAUUCUUUCUUGACUCUUGAACGUGACAGUCGAUUUACACAAAUCACAAGAUUGUUAAGUAGUACAGAAAUUGCUCCAUCAAUCGUUGCAUCUAAUUACACAUUUUUCGUUCCAUUCGACGAUGCUUUUGAGAAAUAUGGAUUCGAUCUUUUACCCGACGAGGUUUUGAGUUCUGAAAAGGGAGUUAAGUUGGUUUUGAAUCAUUUUGUGAAGGGACGGCUGUAUGAUCGAGACUUGACUGAUAAAAAGGUUCUUAAAACAGUUGGUGGAGAUACUUUGAAUAUAACAAGAGAUGCAAAUGGAACUGUUACAGUUAAUGACGCAAAAAUAAUUGAAUCGGAAGUAUUUGUGUAUAACUUGGGCACAAUGUUCUAUAUCGACGAUGUUCUUUAUCCAAAUUUACUCAAGAAGGAGCUAAAUGAAUUGCAACAUACCACAACGAGUGACAAAAACAGUGACAAUGCAAGCGUAGAAGAUUUUUUUACGACUGAAAUUUCAAUCAGUGAAAGUCGUGAAAAAUCUUCAACAACAUCAAAGCAUGAAGAAUUCUCUACAUCAUCACAUAGAGAAGAAAUGUCGCCGCCACAACGUCGAACGAUGCUUUCUGCUUUAUUAGUCACAGAACCAGAAGCAGAAUACAUUUCAAGAACGAUUUCACGCUCAGCUGAAGAAUUUAUUGAAGGAGCUGAUGAAAGCCAAGAGAUGCGCCAUGAGAUGCGAAGACCGAUGAGAUUGAGAGCGCCUUGCAACACACCUAAAUAAAUUUAGAUGAAAUAAGAUAAAAGAUAUUCUUCCUUUCUUUCAAAUUUGAUGAUAAUCUCUUAAAAAAUAUCUCAUAAAAUUUUAAUCUUUUCAAACUUUCACUUUUUCUAUCGCCUUCUUUAUAAUUUUGUAAGAAAUACUCGAUUAACUUCAUUUUUCCUUUAAACUUUUUUUAUAUUUCUUAUUGUAAAAUUGUUAUUUGGAACAAACAACUCAAUAGUUUUAUUUUAUGUUUAUAUUGGCAAUUCAUACAAUUUAGAAUAAAUAAAUAAUUGGAACAUAUCAUUUGAAUAUCUAAAACAUUAAAUUUCUUUUUAUUAUACUUUAUGAUUUAUUUCACAUUUAUUCAAUAAAUUAUUCUUUACUGUUCCUAAUUCCUUUUAUUUCGCUUAUUAUUAUCGCUUAUUAUUGAUCA
This is a messenger RNA of Clunio marinus, 2557 nucleotides long. The record is from the annotation of a GenBank genome assembly. Lineage: Eukaryota; Metazoa; Arthropoda; Insecta; Diptera; Chironomidae.